AUGUCUAGCCCAGAGCUUCCCACAGCUUGCUUCUCGGAGUCUCAUGUCGGCGAGAGAGCAAGGCAUGUCAGGGUUGAUCUUGGGCUGAUCCCGCGCCUCCUCGGAAGCCAAGCCGCCUCCCCCGCUGAUCCGAUCGAGGGACACCAACCUCCCUUGCGGAAGCGCCAGCCGCCGCAAGCAACACCAACCUCCUUUGCGAUCUGCGGGGAUGCUGCUGCUUCUGCAAGCGCGACGCACCGGCUGACACCGGCGACUGGCCGCCUGACCGGUCUUGGUCUGGUGCAAGCCGGGUUUGCGCGGGAUCACAACAGCGACCACAGCGGAACGGCUUGUUGCACGAUCCGGAAUCUGUACUCGGCGCUGGUGCCGUGCAAGCGCCUUUCCGCCGGGCGAGCCAUCGUUGCACAGGCCGCGUUGGCGUGGAAGGUGACACAGGCCCAGCCCGACAGCCCACCCGGGAGGUGCCACCGCAGGGCGACACAAAGACGGUGGGGGCGCUGGCUGCUCCUGGUGCGGUCGUGCUUGGCCUUGCCGGGCCCUUGCUGGGCGAGGCACGCUCAUUGGACAGCAAGAGAUGGUGCGACCGGGCUGGCAAACAAUGCGAUCGGCUCGGAGCGCCACCCUUCUUGGGAGGGGUCAGAUGGCUGCGCAGAAGCAAGGUCGCGCCACCCGAGGCUUGUCGCCGAAGCUGCGUGGCCCGCGGACACAGCGCAUCAGGGCGGCUCGACUGGUGACACGCCCCCGGGAUGGGCCGCGCAACGCGCUUGGGCUGUGGGUCGGACGGCGCAUCCUUCAGGUCAACAGGGGCACCCCCGCGACAAGCCUCCGCGCUUCUGA
Messenger RNA from Polychytrium aggregatum, 837 nucleotides. RefSeq lists its product as uncharacterized. Bases 1 to 837 code for a protein of 278 amino acids. The record is from RefSeq and is a predicted model, not a curated record. Lineage: Eukaryota; Fungi; Chytridiomycota; Chytridiomycetes; Polychytriales. The transcript has 4 exons.